GUGGAUGUGAUUUGAACAGGAGAGGGGAAGGCUUAUGAACAAAUUCGCAGACUUAAUAGAGCAAAACGUAGAAGAAUUGGCUAAACUUGAUGCGGUUGACGGCGGAAAGCUAUUUCAAUGGGGAAAAUUAGCUGAUAUUCCGGCCACAGCCAAUAAUUUCCGGUACAAUGCGGGUGCGGCUGAUAAGAUCCACGGGGAGACUCUUAAAAUGACACGACAGUCUUUGUUCGGAUACACACUAAAAGAACCAGUUGGAGUGGUUGGUCACAUUAUCCCUUGGAAUUUCCCAAGCAUUAUGUUUGCCACCAAGGUGGCUCCAUCUAUGGCUGCUGGUUGCACCAUGGUGGUCAAGCCAGCUGAGCAGACUUCCCUCUCUGCUCUGUUUUAUGCCCAUCUCGCCAAAGAAGCGGGAAUUCCUGAUGGUGUGCUCAACAUUGUACCUGGUUUUGGAUCAACUGCUGGAGCAGCAAUUGCCUCACAUAUGGACAUAGACAAAGUUAGUUUCACGGGAUCAACAGAUGUUGGGAGAAAGAUAAUGCAAGCCGCGGCCGCAAGUAAUCUCAAAAAAGUUUCCCUUGAAUUAGGCGGGAAAUCGCCUCUUCUCAUAUUCAACGACGCUGAUAUUGACAAAGCCGCCGAGCUUGCGCUUCUCGGUUGCUUCUACAACAAGAUUAAGCCCGCGUAUUAA
This is a messenger RNA of Camelina sativa (false flax), 688 nucleotides long. NCBI's taxonomy places the organism in Eukaryota, Viridiplantae, Streptophyta, Magnoliopsida, Brassicales, Brassicaceae. The record is from RefSeq and is a predicted model, not a curated record.